GAGAUCUCUCAGCUCCCAGGCUGUGUGUAGGAGAAGCGCUGGGAGCUCGGGACUGUCUCUUGUCGCGCUGGUGCUCCGCCUGGGCUGCGAUGCUGUACGGGACCCUGAUCUGCUCCGCGCACCCCUCCGCACCUUGUGCCCUCCAGCCCUAGGGAGCCAAUCACACCGCGGAGCCCCUGCAUCUCGCCCCGGACAGGGAUAUGACGGGUACCGGAGGAUGGAGCGGACACCGGGCACUGGUGCUGGGCAGGAGGAGGAGGAGACGGGACCGGAUCGUGCUGGAGGCGGCUUUCAUCUGCGCCCUAUUCUUCUCCGCCUGGUGCCUGGCCGGACUCCUACAGGGGGCAGGGCGAGGACUCUCGGAGAGAGACCCGACUUCUACACAGGGUGAUCUCACAUGGCGGAAUCGCAGGCUGAUGGCGUCAGGCAACAGAUCCCAGGAGAAGAACUGCACUGAUCCAGCAAUUAUUGAGUUUCCAGACGAUCUGUUCAACAUUAAGGAGCGGCAGCAAGGCGCCGUACUGCUUCACAUCUUCUGCGCGCUGUACAUGUUCUACGCUUUGGCGAUUGUGUGCGAUGACUUCUUCGUCCCGUCUCUGGAGAAGAUCUGCGAGAGGCUGCACCUGAGCGAGGACGUGGCUGGGGCAACGUUCAUGGCAGCGGGGAGCUCGACUCCGGAAUUAUUUGCCUCCGUUAUUGGAGUGUUUAUCACCCACGGUGAUGUAGGUGUUGGGACCAUUGUUGGUUCGGCUGUCUUCAAUAUUCUCUGUAUAAUUGGAGUGUGUGGCGUUUUUGCUGGACAGGUUGUCCUAUUGACGUGGUGGUCUUUAUUCCGUGACUCCAUGUACUACAUCCUAGCAAUAAUCGCACUAAUUAUUUUUAUUUAUGAUGAAGUUAUUGUCUGGUGGGAGAGUCUUAUCCUCAUAAUAAUGUAUCUCAUCUACAUUCUUAUAAUGAAAUACAACAUGAAGAUGCAGAAACUGUUCACCAUCAAGCGGAAAAACCUGGGGAACGGCACGGUCGGCAACGAGCUGCAGGAUGUGAAGACCGACCAGCGUUUUUACAGCCAAAAUUCAGUAGUGAUGGUGGAUGAGAUCAUCUGUUCCAGCCCUCCCAAAUAUCGCUUUCCUGAAGCCGGGUUACGGAUCAUGAUCACCAACAAAUUCCCACCGCGGACGCGGCUACGCAUGGCAAGCCGCUUGAUCAUUAAUGAGAGGCAGCGACUCCUCCACUCUGCUAAUGGUAUGAGUUCCGUGACGUUGGAUGGCAAGCAGGAACUCCUGGAGAAUGGUCUUCUACAUGGAGACAAGGAUGAAUAUCAAGAGGACACCGACACCACAAACUACCUGGUGCCCUUCUCAGUGCCCAGUGGCUGUGUGAACAAGUUCAAGUGGGCGUUUUCCUGGCCAUUAAUCUGCAUCUUGUACUUCACCAUCCCGAACUGCAGCAGACCACGCUGGGAGAACUUCUUCAUGCUGACAUUCAUUCUUUCCACAGUAUGGAUUGCCAUCUUCUCUUACCUUAUGGUCUGGAUGGUGACGGUUAUCGGGUACACCUUGGGCAUACCGGAUGUCAUCAUGGGUAUCACUUUCCUGGCGGCGGGCACUAGUGUCCCAGACUGUAUGGCCAGUCUGAUCGUGGCCAGACAAGGUCUUGGAGAUAUGGCUGUGUCCAAUACAAUAGGAAGCAACGUCUUUGACAUUCUGGUUGGACUUGGGGUGCCUUGGGGUCUGCAGACCAUGGUGAUUAACUACGGAUCCACUGUGAAGAUAAACAGCAAAGGGCUUGUCUACUCAGUAAUACUCUUGCUGGGAUCUGUGGCCCUUACGGUGAUCGGCGUGCAUGUCAACAACUGGAAACUGGACAAGAGGCUGGGAUGCUACACGCUCAUCCUGUACGUCAUCUUCCUGUGUUUCUCCGUGCUCAUCGAAUACAACGUCUUCACCUUCGUCAACUUGCCAAUGUGUCAGGACGACUUUUGACCGGUGCUCCCCGUAGCUCGUAGACCCAGAUAAAAAACCUUCGUUGUCCACUAGCGAGGCGAACCGUUCCUGAGACUCUGAGGGAAAAAACCGACACCGUUCCUGAUCCGCUGCACGAGCCUGGCGAGCCUCACUUCUUAUCCGAAUGUAAAAGGAUGCUUUAAAUCUUACUUUGCCGUGUGAACCCAGCGCCGGGGUCAUAGGCGACCUGAAAACAAAAAAAACGUACGGUCGAGGUUUAGCGUCUUCCGGAGAGGUGUCGAGUGAUGCUGCUUUAUUUUGUAUAGUGUAAAACUUUCAUACAGGUAUUCCAAAAUAUACAGAAACGUCUUUACCGAAACUUCCAAAUUAUUCUAUAUGGCCACUUGAAGGAUGCCGACAAAAAGAGGUUUCAUUUUGCCGUACCAUAAUGUACAGAAAAAAACAAAA
Messenger RNA from Rana temporaria (common frog), 2411 nucleotides. It is a transcript of the gene SLC24A4, whose product is annotated as solute carrier family 24 member 4. Gene Ontology annotation, cellular component: membrane. The record is from RefSeq and is a predicted model, not a curated record. The transcript has 17 exons. Gene Ontology annotation, biological process: intracellular calcium ion homeostasis; sensory perception of smell; calcium ion transmembrane transport. Bases 201 to 1982 code for a protein of 593 amino acids. NCBI's taxonomy places the organism in Eukaryota, Metazoa, Chordata, Amphibia, Anura, Ranidae. Gene Ontology annotation, molecular function: calcium channel activity; calcium, potassium:sodium antiporter activity.